Mugil cephalus (flathead mullet) is the source of this 1564-nucleotide messenger RNA. RefSeq names its product pancreatic secretory granule membrane major glycoprotein GP2. The record is from RefSeq and is a predicted model, not a curated record. Lineage: Eukaryota; Metazoa; Chordata; Actinopteri; Mugiliformes; Mugilidae. Gene Ontology annotation, cellular component: cell surface; apical plasma membrane. Gene Ontology annotation, biological process: neutrophil migration. Bases 244 to 1377 code for a protein of 377 amino acids. The transcript is spliced from 9 exons.
GAAUCUCAUUGUUGGCGGGGACAUCACUCAAGCUGGUGUUUUAAGGCCGGAGAGAGGCUCCCAGUUCAUUAGAGCUGUGUUUCGAGGGCCAGGAGUAAGAGAAGGGGGCACUACGUCUUCUGGUGACAGCGGGCUGUGGUGAAAAUUCCCAACCAGAAGAUCCGCAGAGUUUCGGGGGAAAAGGCCAAAAGGCAGCGGAGAGAGGCCGAGCUGAGACAAACCAGAGGGAGAGGACGUCGGAAGAUGGCACCUGCCAGUUUGGUUUUUGCGUGUUUACUGUUCACCGUGAGGAUGGUCGCCUCGGAGGUCUAUCUGGAGUCUGAGGAGGAGGAACUCAAUGAAACUGUCAUUUGCACCAACGACCAUAUGGAGGUCGUCAUCCCGAGCUCCUUUUUCCUCAGCAAAGUGCCUCCAGUUUAUGUUUCGGAUUUGCAUUUAAACGAUCCAGACUGCCGUGGCGUUGAGGUGGGGGACGACUAUGUUUUCAGCAUAAAGAAAAAUCUCUCAGACUGCGGGACGGUAAUGACCUCCGACGACACUCACAUCAUGUUCAUAAACACCAUACACAAUAACUACUCGGAUAUUAUCACCAGAAACUACAUCAACAUCACAUUCGUGUGCCGCUACCCCAUCAACUACAUGGUCCGGCAGCCCAAUGGUGAAAACAUGAUACGGGUGGAUGUCAAAACCAUCACGCUGAACACGGAGGACGGGAACUUCUCCGUGUCGAUGCUGCUGUACAAAGACGAGGCCUUCGAGGACAGAUGGACCACUGUGCCGUCGCUGACCCUGGAUGAUGACAUCUUUGUGAAGGUUUUCAUGAUACCGGCUGACCUGAUGCUUCGUAUGGAGAGAUGCUGGGCGACACCGACCAGUGAUCCAUACAGCAAUAUUCAGUACACCUUCAUCAGGGACAGCUGUCCAGUGUUGACCAGUGAACAGACCCUGAGCGUGCUGAGGAACGGCCAGGGUCCGGAGGCCUUGUUCAGGAUACAAAUGUUCAAGUUCGUCGGCAGCUCUUACACCAACGUCUUCCUCCACUGCAAUGUCCAGAUCUGCCACAACGGCCCUGGCCUGUGCCAGCCUAACUGUUCCGGUGAAGAUGGGUUAAUGAGAGCGCGGAGAGACGUCCCGCUCUCCCAUACUGUGUCUUAUGGACCAAUCAGGCGGCUACUAAACAACAGGGAAAAGCCCACUAAGAAUGCAGGUGGAGUCCCGGCUGUGGAGACCUUUGUCCUCGGAGGUCUGCUGCUCGUCCUGCUGCUGGUUACGGGGGUGUUAGGGAGGCUGUGGCUCCGCUCCAGACGUUUCUACCCGGCGCGAGAGGCGCAGCUCACGCUGUCUAACAUUCACCACAUCUCAGAGGUGGCCUCAUGAACCCGGGGAGCUGACAAAAGGACAUAGGGAAAAAAAAAUAAUAAUAAUAAUAAAAAAAAUAAUAAUAAUAAAAAAUAAAUAAACACAUGCAAAGACGUGUGAUUUAUAUUAAUAAAAGUUUUGCAUAUUUUCUCCUUUAUAAAAUGACUUUCUGGAUGUGUAAGAACUUAAUAAACAUCUAUCUGAA